AUGACGGUCGAAGUAGCGAAUCUGGCGGAAGAGCUUGAUUCCGUUUUGCACGACAUUCAUCGUAGGCCUGUUAGGAGAAUUCCCUCCGAAGGGAAAGGUAAACUAAAAAGAGAAAAGCUUGAGAGGAGUGCGAAGAGGAGGGAGAAGAAGAAGGCUCAAUCGCCAUCACGUAAAGAAAGUGCAACCCAGAAAGACAACAAGACUCAGUCAGUGUCACCUACGACUACCGCAGUACCAGUUCGCAAGUUCCUUUCUUAUGGAAUGUCUAUAUCCAGCGAGAUCAACAAGAAAGUGCAAUCUGCGGUCUCCGAAGUCUCCCGUUUGACAGAAGAAGCUAGAGCGAUUAUGGCCAACAUUCAGCAGUAUAGACCCAGGAUCCGCAAGAUGCCUGUGUCUAAAUUGGCAACAUCGCAAGCUUUGAAUCAAACACUGGGCUAUGCAGUUCAAGAGGUUCUACAUCUGACGGAGGAAGCGAGAACUAUAAUGGCCACGAUCCAACAGCGCAAACGACAUAGUUCUUGGCGGUUCAUAAGAAGAUGGGGCCGCGAUACUACAGCUCUUCCCGUUGGCCCUGGGACUUCGCCCACAGAUCUAUUGACAUGGGCACGCAGGAACCUCCGAGCCUGGACACUAGGCAUCAAGUACCUGAAGAAGGAAGUAAACCUCGUCGGCACUCUUAUCCGCCAGCGUAAACGUUCACGUCGUAAAUCCGGCAUUAGUGAACCGCGUAUCAUAAGAGACCAGUGUCUACGGGUAAGACGGGUAAGACACCACACCAUCAAUGUCGUCCGGCACCCAUCACAAAGCUGGGUAGUACGGAAAACGGCGUCUAAUCAGGGGUCUGGACUGUCAAGUAUGCGGCAGAAGAUCACAGAGAAGAAGCGCAAGAGGACUGAACUCGCUCUUACGGUGGAGUCGUGGCUAAAAGGGGGUGGGAGCUAUGGUCCAGGCUAA
Messenger RNA from Alternaria atra, 954 nucleotides. RefSeq lists its product as uncharacterized. Bases 1 to 954 code for a protein of 317 amino acids. Lineage: Eukaryota; Fungi; Ascomycota; Dothideomycetes; Pleosporales; Pleosporaceae. The record is from RefSeq and is a predicted model, not a curated record. The transcript has a single exon.